Molecule: messenger RNA, 3232 nt
Organism: Misgurnus anguillicaudatus (oriental weatherfish)
Lineage: Eukaryota; Metazoa; Chordata; Actinopteri; Cypriniformes; Cobitidae
Gene: rab39bb
Product: RAB39B, member RAS oncogene family b
Biological process (GO): Rab protein signal transduction
Molecular function (GO): GTPase activity; GTP binding
Source: RefSeq, a predicted model, not a curated record
AAAAAUUGUUAACUUAUAGUAAUCAAAACAUCUUUCACAAAGUGGAUACAUGAAAACAAUGCUACAUGAAGAAACAGUUAAUUUGGAAGUAAAUACAAAAUAGUCGAUUUGUGUAACUAACUUAGUUGCUGUAUAGCACAAUCUAAACAUAAAGAAAAUAUUUGAUGUUUUAGGUUAACUUGUCUUUAUAAUGUUCACGCGCGUUUGUUUGUCGCUGCUAUUAGGAUGAUUGUGGUACUGGUGCUGAUGCGGGAUGAGUCAGGGAAUAUGAUGCUGCUCGUGUCGCUUCCAUUUCAUCAGCACAAAACACCCAAACAUUUCUAAAUCUUUUAGAUGGUGGAUGUACACAUGUCAGACAUAAAGAAUCUUUGACUUUUGUGCGACUUUAAUCUAGACACAGACAAUUUCAACUUCACGCCGACUCAUCUUUUACCAAGGAAAAGAGACCGCCUACGCGGCGCAGUUUGCACCUGUUUGUUUUUGUCUUAAGACGGAUGUUUAUUUUAUAAUUCGGCUAGUUUGAUUUAUUAUGUGAAUAGUUAAGUCUGACAUUUCUUCCAUCGUUUUCUUAAGAGGUUUAAACUCUUAUACGACUAUGGAAUCUGCUGUUUGCCACCACUGAGCCGAACAAACAACAAUACUGGAGUAGUCAUGGAGGCAAUUUGGCUUUACCAGUUUCGACUGAUUGUCAUUGGGGACUCCACUGUUGGAAAAUCAUGUUUAAUAAGACGAUUCACAGAGGGCCGCUUUGCACAGGUGUCAGAUCCGACUGUCGGGGUGGAUUUUUUCUCUCGCUUGGUGGAGAUUGAACCUGGGAAGCGGGUUAAAUUACAGAUUUGGGAUACAGCCGGACAGGAGCGCUUCAGGUCUAUUACUAGAGCUUACUACCGUAACUCUGUUGGAGGUUUGCUGCUCUUUGACAUAACAAACCGGCGCUCCUUCCAGAAUGUUCACGAGUGGCUAGAGGAGGCCCGUAGCCACGUCCAGCCCCACAGCAUCGUCUUUUUGUUGGUCGGCCACAAAUGCGAUUUGGAACCACAGCGGCAGGUAAGCCGCCAAGAAGCGGAGAAGCUUGCAGCGGCGUACGGCAUGCGCUACGUGGAGACUUCGGCACGUGAUGCUAUUAACGUGGAGAGAGCAUUCACAGAGCUAACACAGGAUAUAUUUGAGUUAGUUAAGAAUGGGGAGAUUACCAUCCAGGAAGGCUGGGAAGGAGUGAAGAGUGGCUUUGUACCAAAUGUAGUGCAUUCUUCAGAAGAAGUGACAAAGGGUGACCGCCGUUGCUUCUGUUGAAUCAGCAAUCACCGCCGUGUUAGCUUUCAAACAUACCGCUUCCUCCAAUCACAGGAUCAGUCUUCAUCAUUGCCACUUUUAUGCCUGUUGAAUGCCUAAAGACCCACUGUGCUCUAUUUAUCCUUUUCUGUACUAUUUUGCUCAUAUCCCUAAUCACACGACUUUAUGGCCAAACAGAUUCCUGUAGUCUGAAUGGUUAAUACAUUUUCUUUUUGACGCCCACAUAAAGAUGGCCAAUCUGCACUUUAACUGUAUCUGCCCAUCCGUUAUUCAUAUUGAGACACGAAAGUUAAACUUUCAAAAGUGAAGAUGUUUGCUUCAGACAACACUUGUAUCUGGGACCAAAUCUGUUCCGGGUGUCUUCAGGGGAGUUGUACAUGAGUUCACUGACAAAGCUGGGAUACCUAUUCAUGUUUGGGACUUGAAGAUCUUAGACAUGAACACUUUGAUUGUUUGAUGUGUGGAUUGUUUGAUUAUUGACUUUAAGGACAAUGACAAGAGAGGAAAAAAUGCAAUAUAAAGAACUGUACAAACAUCUGACCUGUAAUUUUUUAUAUAUAUUCAUGGCUACACAACUUAAAUUUUCAGCUCUCAAAAUGGUUUAGAUAAUUGUCACACAAGUUGUAUGAUAGUUCCUAAAAUGUUCUUAGUUGAUACGGUCCAUAAGGUACCUUUAACAUCCACAACAUGCACAAAUGGUACUUGUUUUCAAAAAAAGGAAAAAAAUAAUUCUUUUCUGAAACAUUGACUGAAAUGUUCUUUAGGGAACCAAAAAUUGAACUUUCAGAAUCUCUUUUUUUAGUUUAGUGAAUUAACACAGAGGUAGAACAUUUUUAAUACAUACUCAGAAGAAAAAGGACAGAAGUUGUAGCUUUUUGUCACUGGGACGGUAUUUUAAAAAGGCCAAUAGGUACCAUUUAGAUAUGUAGCUUGGAGGUACCAUAGGCAGGGGCUUCAAACUGGGGGCCCUAUAAAGAUGCCAGGGGGGUUUGGUUUGAUGACAUCUUAUAAUAUCAAUAAAUUUAUCAUAAAUUAUGUGUAAAUAAAUAUCAGAAAAAAUAAGCCUAACCAACAACUAGGGCUGCACAAUUUGGGUAAUUUUCCCAUUGCGGUUAUUGAUGCUAAUAUUGCGAUGUGCGGUUGCGAUUAUAAUAAAUGGUAUCAUGAGUCAACUUGAUGGGUUUUAAGGAAAAUCCACACACAGUUUAGUGAUAAUGCUAAAAUGUGUAUUUGUAAAACUAGAAAUGUUUUCGUAUUGCCACGUGAUGUAGCAACUGCUCAGUGUCAGUAAUCCUAAAUCCAAAAUACCGCCAUACAACAGACGUAGAGUUUUUUUUCAGCUACCAGAUCACUGUCAAUCUCCUCUGCAUCCAUCUUCGCUCUGGUAUUUCUGCGCUGCGCACACACAAUUGAUGACACACGCCACACACGUGCAUGCCACACGUGCACUGCCUUUUUUGUUCGUUUUUCUUUCUUUUUUUAAACAGCAAGGAAAAUCAUCAAACUGUUAUCAGAAAGUUUGUGUUAACAAGUCCACACAUUUAUUUAUUUAAUAUAAUUGCAACAUUUUGCUGUCAUAUAAUCGCACAGGCUGACAUCGCGAUUGCGAUGCGAUUAAUUGUGCAGCACUACCAACAGCACUACAUUGAAUAGGUUAGGAGUAAUUGACAACUGGCUGUUUAAUUAUUCAAAAGUAAUGCACAACCAAGGUUGUAAUACGAAGCGAACUAACACUGGGUGUGCAUUAUUUUCUAAUAAUUUAAAGGACCGGUGUCAGUUAUUCCACUUAUAGCACAGAAAUUGCUAUGACAUUGCUCUUGUGGUUAUUUUAAGGUAUUUGAAAGGGUAGGUGUGCAUUUUACAGAAAAAUAAUCAACACCCAUGGAACAUUUCUCAACCAAUCAAAAUAAAGCAUUUAAUAGGCCCAUGGUAUAAUUUA